Molecule: messenger RNA, 267 nt
Organism: Staurois parvus
Lineage: Eukaryota; Metazoa; Chordata; Amphibia; Anura; Ranidae
Source: the annotation of a GenBank genome assembly
UGUCAUGUGAGUUGACUGUUCAAAUCGCAUGCAAUGAUCGGCAACAGAACCGUUCUAAUUGCCAAUAAAAGUGGGAAGCAGGGGCGGACUGACAACUCAUGGGGCCACCGGGCAAUAGGGGAUCAUGGGGCCCCUGUUUCCUUGCCCAAACUCAAAAAAGCCUAUGAAAAAGGUACCAGGGGCAUCUCAUGGGGCCCCCUACUGACCCCGGGCCCUCGGGCAGUGCCGAGUUUCCAAAUGGUCAGUCCACCCCUGGUGGGAAGUGGU